Molossus molossus (Pallas's mastiff bat) is the source of this 3531-nucleotide messenger RNA. It is a transcript of the gene XYLT2, whose product is annotated as xylosyltransferase 2. NCBI's taxonomy places the organism in Eukaryota, Metazoa, Chordata, Mammalia, Chiroptera, Molossidae. The transcript is spliced from 11 exons. Gene Ontology annotation, cellular component: membrane. Bases 85 to 2682 code for a protein of 865 amino acids. Gene Ontology annotation, molecular function: protein xylosyltransferase activity. Gene Ontology annotation, biological process: chondroitin sulfate proteoglycan biosynthetic process; heparan sulfate proteoglycan biosynthetic process. The record is from RefSeq and is a predicted model, not a curated record.
GGGAGCCCUCUCGGCCCGCGCCCCUGCGCGCGCCCGCGGCCGGGUUGCAGGGCUGGGCGCGCGCCCCGCGUCCGGGGCAGGAAGAUGGUGGCGAGCGCGCGGGUGCAGAAGCUGGUGCGGCGCUACAAGCUGGCGAUCGCCACGGCGCUCGCCAUCCUGCUACUGCAGGGCCUGGUGGUGUGGAGCUUCAGCGGCUUGGAGGAGGACGAGCCGGGCGAGAAGGGAAGACAGAGGAAGGCACGGCCACUGGACCCCGGCGAGGGCUCCAAGGACACAGACAGUUCCGCUGGGCGGCGGGGCAGUGCCGGCAGAAGGCAUGGGCGCUGGCGGGGCCGGGCUGAGAGCCCAGGUGUGCCCGUGGCCAAAGUGGUGCGGGCCGUUACCAGCCGGCACAGAGCGAGCCGAAGGGUCCCUCCUGCCCCACCCCCAGAGGCCCCUGGCCGCCAGAACCUAAGUGGGGCAGCAGCUGGGGAGGCGCUGGUUGGGGCAGCUGGCGCCCCACCACAUGGAGACACUGGGAGUGUGGAGGGUGCCCCUCAGCCCACAGACAAUGGAUUCACCCCCAAGUGCGAGAUUUUGGGCAAGGAUGCGCUGUCCGCACUGGCCCGGGCCAGCUCCAAGCAGUGCCAGCAAGAGAUCGCCAAUGUGGUGUGCCUGCACCAGGCUGGGAGCCUGAUGCCCAAGGCUGUGCCCCGACACUGCCCGCUGGCUGGGAAGACGAACCCCGGCAUCCAGUGGGAUGAGGCCCGGGCCCGGCAGCCCGUGAAGGGUCCCCCGGUACGAAUAGCCUACAUGCUGGUGGUUCAUGGCCGCGCCAUCCGCCAGCUGAAGCGCCUCCUCAAGGCUGUCUACCACGAGCGGCACUUCUUUUAUAUCCACGUGGACAAGCGCUCCAACUACCUGCACCGGGAGGUGGUGGAGCUGGCCCAGCGGUAUGAUAAUAUCCGGGUGACGCCCUGGCGCAUGAUCACCAUCUGGGGCGGGGCCAGCCUGCUGAGGAUGUAUCUGCGGAGCAUGCAGGACCUGCUGGAGGUGCCUGGCUGGGCCUGGGACUUCUUCAUCAACCUCAGUGCCACCGACUACCCAACCAGGACCAACGAGGAGCUGGUGGCUUUCCUGUCCAAGAACCGGGACAAGAAUUUCCUCAAGUCACAUGGCAGGGACAACUCCAGGUUCAUCAAGAAGCAGGGCCUGGACCGGCUCUUCCACGAGUGUGACUCGCACAUGUGGCGCCUGGGCGAGCGGCAGAUCCCGGCGGGCAUCGUGGUGGACGGCGGCUCCGACUGGUUCGUGCUAACGCGCAGCUUCGUGGAGUACGUGGUGUACACGGACGACCAGCUAGUGGCCCAGCUGCGCCAGUUCUACACCUACACGCUGCUUCCCGCCGAGUCCUUCUUCCACACGGUGCUGGAGAACAGCGCGGCCUGCGAGAGCCUCGUGGACAACAACCUGCGGGUCACCAACUGGAACCGCAAGCUGGGCUGCAAGUGUCAGUACAAGCACAUCGUGGACUGGUGCGGCUGCUCCCCCAACGACUUCAAGCCGCAGGACUUCCUCCGGCUGCAGCAAGUCUCCAGGCCCACCUUCUUUGCCCGGAAGUUUGAGUCCACUGUGAACCAGGAGGUACUGGAAAUUCUGGACUUCCACCUGUAUGGCAGCUACCCCCCUGGCACGCCGGCCCUCAAGGCCUACUGGGAGAACAUCUAUGACGCAGCCGAUGGCCCCAGCGGGCUCAGCGAUGUCAUGCUCACCGCUUACACCGCCUUUGCCCGCCUCAGCCUGCGCCAUGCCGCCGCCACGGCGGCCCUGCCGGCCACCCCACUCUGCAGGUUUGAGCCCAGGGGCUUGCCGUCCAGCGUGCACCUGUAUUUCUAUGACGACCAUUUCCAGGGCUACCUGGUGACGCAGGCGGUGCAGCCCUCAGACCAGGGGCCGGCAGAGACGCUUGAGAUGUGGCUGAUGCCCCAGGGGUCGCUGAAGCUGUUGGGGCGCAGUGACCAGGCCAGCCGGCUCCAGAGUUUGGAGGUUGGCACCGAGUGGGACCCCAAAGAGCGUCUUUUCCGGAACUUUGGGGGGUUGCUGGGACCGUUGGAUGAGCCUGUGGCCAUGCAGCGCUGGGCCCGGGGCCCCAACGUCACAGCCACUGUGGUGUGGAUUGACCCCACCUAUGUGGUGGCCACAUCCUACGACAUUGUGGUGGAUGCAGAGACCGAGGUCACGCAGUACAAGCCCCCACUAAGCCGGCCCCUCCGGCCAGGGACCUGGACUGUUCGAUUGCUUCAGUUUUGGGAACCCCUGGGUGAGACCCACUUCCUCGUGCUGCCCUUGACCUUCAACCGCAAACUACCUCUCAGGAAAGAUGAUGCCAGCUGGCUGCAUGCCGGGCCCCCCCACAACGAGUACAUGGAGCAGAGUUUCCAGGGCCUGAGUGGCAUCCUGAACCUGCCUCAGCCAGAGCCCGCGGAGGAGGCUGCCCGGCGGCAUGCAUUGCUCACCGGCCCCGCGCUCGAGGCCUGGACAGAUGGGGAACUGAGCGGCUUCUGGUCCGUGGCUGGACUGUGUGCCAUGGGCCCCUCCGCCUGCCCCUCCCUGGAGCCCUGCAGACUGACCAGCUGGAGCUCUCUGUUCCCCGACCCCAAAUCGGAGCUGGGGCCUGUCAAAGCAGACGGGCGACUCAGGUAGCAGGGCCCCAGCAAACACCUCCAGAAGACCCGGGGAAUUGCACCUUACGGACAACGGAGGGAUGUGCCCCCCACGGGCAGGGACCAAAGGCCCAGGCAUCACACCUAUGUCAGCCAUCAAGAACCGCACAGAGGGCAGGGAAGGUGGGCGUGGUCUUUACUACUGCUGAUGGCCCUCUGGCCAUCAGAGGGUGGCAGGAAUGUGGGGAGAAGGGCUCCAGCUUCCACACCCCACUCUUCCAAAACUUCUCUAGGUUUGUUUUUUUUUAAAGGCAAAUGGGUGGUGUGGGAGAAACUGGAAACAAAAGAUGUGCAAUAGGGCUCAGAGCAGCCCCAGGAAGUGGGCCACGGCUCUGGGGAACAGGGGCCUGAUGAGCCCAUCUGCUACUGCUCUGGGGGUGGGGCCUGCCUCACUCUCCAGGGCCUCGUCCCCCAGCCUGGGCCUGCGGUGCUCAUGGCUGAGGCUCUGUAAGUGCCGUGCCAGGCUCUGAGGCCAGAGAACAGGUGAUUCGGGGGAGCACCGCAGGGCUGGACUCUGGUGGGACAGCCCCGCCUCUUGUAGCCAGGGGACUGUAGAAGAGGGGCUGGGGCUGGCUCCAGGGCUUUCCAGCAUGCCUGCUCCUUGAUGGGAAAGGCAGGGCACCAGGGCCCACCGAGACCAGUGCAGAGUCUCCCCAGAACCCAGAACUGCAAGCGGGCCUGGGCUCCUGCCCUGGAGGGGCGAGCCCUCCUGCGCAGCAUGGGAAGAAGACUCUGUGAGGGCUCUCAGAGGAGCCUGGAGCAGCAUCGUGCCUGAAGCUCAGCGUGAAGUCUGAAAUAUGCAACAGAAAAAAUAUAUCUAUCUCUCUAA